Trichoderma citrinoviride is the source of this 3351-nucleotide messenger RNA. Its product is annotated as DUF676-domain-containing protein. The record is from RefSeq and is a predicted model, not a curated record. The transcript has a single exon. Bases 1 to 3351 code for a protein of 1116 amino acids. NCBI's taxonomy places the organism in Eukaryota, Fungi, Ascomycota, Sordariomycetes, Hypocreales, Hypocreaceae. Gene Ontology annotation, molecular function: monoacylglycerol lipase activity.
AUGCUCCUCCUCCACCAGACGGGCAGCGUCAAGAUUGGCGAGGUCGUGCGCUACACGGUGACGUACACGCCCUCGCAGGACCGCAUCCUGCCGUCGCCGGAGCAGCUGUUCGUGCGCAUUCGGAACACGUCCAACAUCGCCCUGCGAGCGGCGUUUGUCCACGGCCCCUAUACGCUGAGCGUGGCGGCGUAUCCCGCAAAGUUCAACCCCAACGAGAAGUUCCCCAGCCCGCGCCGCUAUGGUGUGCCCGAGUUCGAGCCCAUGCUCAAGGCCGGCGGGACGUGGGAGUGCGAGCUGAUCGUGCCGGACGACAUUCGACAGGCCGCGGGCACGGGCAGCCACGGCACGUUUGGCAAGGGACCAGAGCACGAUUCCGAGAACGUCAGCUGGAUCAUUGAGAUCUCUUCGCAGGUCAUCUUCUCGACGUCCGCGGCCGUGGGGUACGAGCUUCUCGUGGCGAGAGAGCAAAAGUCGCUGAGCCUGGGCUCCUCGCUGCCCGUUGUCGGUGGUCAAGCCCAGGUACCGCAGCCGGGGAAGCUGGUGGACCAUCAGCAGAGCAUCGGGGCCAAGGACGGGCAUCAUCCGGGGCAGCCUCGCGGGGUCUUCUCGCGGGCGAUACACGUCAAGGUGGAGGAUACGGGGACGCUAUGGAACACGCCCCGGCUACCGCAAUGGGACGAUGCUGGCGAUAAGAGAGUCGACGACGCUUCCGGUGCCGACAAGCCUGUCGAGAGCAUGGUCAAGACGGGCGAUCCGGAGACCGAGGAAAGGAAACCUAAUCAACGGAAGCAGAAGAAGGUCCACCUCGUCAUCUUAACGCAUGGCCUACAUAGCAAUUUAGGCGCCGAUAUGUUAUUCAUGAAGGAGAGCAUCGAUGCGGCUGCGAGGCAGGCAAAGAUUGAUAGAAAGGCGAGACGAGCCAAAGACCGUGCAGAAGCUGAGGCCAACAACGACAAUAAGACCAAAGACGGAUCGUCUUCAUCAGCAGGGAGCGACGAGGAGGACGAGGAUGACGAAGAAGAGGUCAUUGUGCGAGGAUACUCUGGGAACGCCACCAAAACGGAAAAGGGUAUCAAGUAUCUCGGCAAGAGGCUGGCGAGGUAUGUCCUCUCCAUGACAUAUCCGGAUCAGCCCUUCUUGCCGAUAGGAGGAAAAGGCGCGCUCGAAGGGUUCACGCACGGGCUCGGCGAUCAGGCGGCGCAUGAGCUGGUGAAAGCCCAUAAGAACAGCACCAUCAUGAAGGAGGCCGACUCGGAGGGAGCGCACGACCACACCAAGAUUCAGAGGCCUUACAAGGUCACGAGCAUCAGCUUCGUCGCACAUUCGCUGGGUGGACUGGUCCAAACGUACGCUAUUGCCUACAUACAGAAACAUUCGCCGCGAUUCUUCGACCUUAUACGGCCCAUAAACUUUAUCGCUCUGGCUACUCCUUUUCUAGGCCUGAGCAACGAGAACCCACUCUACGUCAAGUUUGCGCUCGAUUUUGGCCUCGUGGGAAGGACAGGGCAAGAUUUAGGCCUUACAUGGAGAGCUCCGACGAUUGCACGCAGCGGCUGGGGCGCCAUAGUGAGCAAUCUCGGGGAGUCUGCUCACAAAAAGGUCUACGGAGAAUCACAGCCCGAGUCCAAGCCUCUGUUGCGCAUCCUGCCCACGGGGCCGGCGCACAUUGCUCUCAAGAAGUUCCGGAACCGGACGGUCUAUUCCAACGUGGUGAAUGAUGGCAUCGUUCCGCUGCGUACCAGCUGCUUGCUAUUCUUGGACUGGCAAGGCCUCGGACGUGUCAACAAGGCAAGGCGAGACGCUGGUCUCGUGGAGACAGUGGUGGGCUUUGGAUGGGCGGAGCUCACGGGGGCCAACAUGGUAUCCUCACGGUCAAAGCUGCAGAUUCCCCCAGACGACAUCGAGACAGACUCGGGAACGACGACUCCUAAUGGUGAGAGCAGCAACAGCAACAGCCACCAAGUACCACAGCCUUCCAAUGAUGCCAUCGCUGAAGACGACCGGGCCAGUCUCCGCUCAUCAGCCCCAGCGGUAUACACCGAAGAGCAACCACUGGAAAGCCCGGGAGAGAGCAAUCCGCUUCACACUCCACUCACAGGAAUCUUCAACUUCUUUAGGAGUAACGACCCCCCGAAAGAGCAGGCCGUGACGGAGAAGCAGAAGCGGAUCUUGCGUAGGAGCCAGACCCUCAAGAACGGCGGAGAUGCCUCCAGCACGGCUGAUAGCACCGACUCGUCGGACACGGGCAAGCGAUCGGGCAAGGCUACGGCAGGGCUUGAGUUUGAGAAUGAUCCGGUGAGGGCGCCCCCAAAGACGACAUUCUUCGAAUCCGCGGGCGACCUUCUUAAUCCCAAGAUUCCGGAUGUUGAGUGGCUCAUUGAUCCGUCGAAGCGGGCGCGAACAAUCUUUCACGACCGAGUGUAUCAUCCAUCGGACAUUCCACCACCGCCCCUGAAGAAGCGGACCUCAACACUGAGUAAGAUGAGGAUCAAGUCUUCAUCUUCGUCGCUGCAUUCCCCAAACGGCAGUGGUGCUUCGACGCCGCAUGCAGAGAUCAACCAUGAGGAUUCGAUGGCCGCCUCGGUCAAGGAUUACGACGACACGGCCAACACGGGCCCCGAGAAGCAGCCCAAUGAAAUUGUUGACGGCUCGGCCAUGCGUGUUGAGGAGAAGAUUUCGCGCGGAUACCACAAGGAUCUAUCGUGGCGGAAGGUGCUUGUCAAGCUGGAGCCGGAUGCCCACAACAACAUAUUCGUCCGGCGCAUGUUCCCCAACGCUUAUGGCUGGCCAGUCAUCAAGCAUUUGGUUGAUGCGCAUUUCAGCGACUCGGCUGUUUCCCGAAUGCGCACCGAGGACGAGCAUAUGGGCGAGCGGGCUCUGGAUAUUGGCCAACCUCCUGGGGCAGACGGCCGAGAAACCAAGACAGUGUCUAUGCGGCAAGCUCGGGGUCUUAUGCCGGAGCCGACAAAUGCGAGUGAGGCGCGGGAGGCGCUCGACGAGGUGCCUGACCUGCCGAAGACCCAAGACACUGAUCGGUCUUCUAUACAAAAUCACCCCCAUCAAGGAGAUAGGGGCGAUUCGAUGUCGUGGAGCGAACGGGACUGGGCGAGCAGCGAGAACGAGGACGAUGCCGACUUUAUGAACGAUCUAGCCGGUGACAAGAAAUUGGAGAAGGCAAAGGAGAGUGGAGGGAGACUGAGUCCUUCGUCGUGGAACUGGACAGAGAAGAUUGUGGGCAAGGGGGCUAUGAAGUCGAGAAGCAAAAGUCCGACGACGCCGACGACACCGACAACGCCGACAAUGCCGAAGCCGGCAAUGCUGAAACCGGCAGGGCCUGGAGAAACUGCGUGA